GGUCUUUCCAACCAAAAUAUAUAUAAAAAUAAACAAACCAUAAUCUUCAAGAAAAACCUAUGAAAUAAUAGUGAUUGAGUAUCAUACAGACACAAAAAAUGGAACAUCCUGAACAACCCAGACUAUCUUUUUUUGAAAAGGAGUCAGAUAAAUCUAUUGAUGCACGAAAACCGCUUCUCAAUGGUGAUCACUCUCUAGAGAGAUACUCUGUUCUUUCAGCAAUCCCACCGUUUUUCUUCCCAGCCAUUGGAGGAUUGUUAUACGGCUAUGACAUCGGUGCUACAUCUGGAGCCACAAUUUCUUUGGAGUCGUCUAAACUGAGCGGGACCUCAUGGUAUAAUUUGUCAUCUGUGGAGAUUGGGCUCGUUGUCAGUGGUUCACUGUAUGGGGCCUUAAUUGGUUCUAUCUUGGCUUUUAUCAUCGCUGACUUCUUAGGAAGACGAAGGGAGUUAAUUACGUCCUCUUUGCUUUAUUUUGUUGGAGCUAUAGUAACCUCGGUUGCACCCAACUUCAUGAUUUUGGUGAUCGGACGUAUGAUAUAUGGUGUAGGAAUUGGACUGGCAAUGCAUGCUGCUCCGCUGUACAUUGCAGAGACUGCACCAAGUCAGAUACGAGGGAGACUGAUUUCUCUUAAAGAGGUCUUUAUAGUUCUAGGAAUGCUGUUAGGUUAUACAGUUGGCAGUCUGGAAAUUGAUAGAGUUGGAGGAUGGCGUCAUAUGUAUUCUACUAGUAUUCCUGUAUCUUUGCUUAUGGCAAUUGGAAUGUGGUGGUUGCCCCCAUCACCGCGAUGGUUGUUAUUAGGCGCCAUACAAGGAAAGGGAAAUACAGAGAAGGCAAGAGAAACUGCAAUAUAUUGUUUGUGCCGGCUGAGGGGUGGUGGUGAUUCAGCUCCAGACCAAGUAGAUGAAAUGCUGAAUGAGCUUUCUUAUGUUGAAGGAGAAAAGGAGACCUCAUUCAGGGAUAUUUUUCAAGGAAAAUGCUUGAAAGCACUUACCAUUGGUGCUGGUUUGGUUUUGUUUCAGCAGAUCACAGGGCAACCAAGUGUGUUAUAUUAUGCUGCAACGAUUCUAAAGAGUGCAGGGUUCUCUGCUGCAUCUGAUGCUACCCGGGUCUCGAUUCUUCUAGGUCUACUGAAGUUGAUAAUGACUGGAGUAGCGGUCCUUGCGGUCGAUAAACUUGGGCGAAGACCAUUACUGCUUGGAGGUGUCAGUGGCAUUGCAGUUUCUUUGUUCUUACUUGGGUCAUAUUACACUUUCUUGAAUAAUGCACCAUUCGUUGCUGUUUCUUCCUUAUUGCUGUAUGUUUCAUGUUAUCAGCUAUCCUUUGGACCUAUUGGCUGGUUAAUGAUUUCGGAGAUUUUCCCCUGGCGCCUUAGAGGACGUGCAUUAAGUAUCGCAGUUCUUGUGAACUUUUCUUCAAAUGCACUAGUCACGUUCGCUUUCUCUCCAGUUGAGACAUUGAUUGGGUCUGGAAUGCUGUUUGUUGUGUUUGGGGAGAUAGCUCUACUGGCCCUCGUCUUCAUAUACUUCAUUGUACCAGAAACAAAGGGGCUGACUCUUGAGGAAAUAGAGGCUAAGAUUCUGUAAAAAGACAUUUCUAUGAAUCCUCUUCAUGUUAAUGUUAUAGUUUCACAUGUAAUCAAAACAUCCUAUUAUCUUUCUAAAAUUAUAAACCUACGAUUUACUGUGAGUUUUAGAAAACAGUCUUCCACAGUUUUUAGUUUCUGCUGUGCCGGGUCUAUGUUUGAUUGUUGUGGUCUUAAGGUAUUUCUCCUGUUCUAAUAAUUUGUGAAAAUUUAUAUGUGAAUGAGAUUUGGAUUGAGGAUUUGUAGACACCACAAUUUUGUAUAUAUGCAUUAGCCACGAA
Papaver somniferum (opium poppy) is the source of this 1866-nucleotide messenger RNA. Its product is annotated as D-xylose-proton symporter-like 2. Gene Ontology annotation, cellular component: membrane. Bases 99 to 1586 code for a protein of 495 amino acids. The record is from RefSeq and is a predicted model, not a curated record. Gene Ontology annotation, molecular function: fructose transmembrane transporter activity. The transcript has 14 exons. Gene Ontology annotation, biological process: transmembrane transport. NCBI's taxonomy places the organism in Eukaryota, Viridiplantae, Streptophyta, Magnoliopsida, Ranunculales, Papaveraceae.